This is a messenger RNA of Ascochyta rabiei, 411 nucleotides long. RefSeq lists its product as uncharacterized. Bases 1 to 411 code for a protein of 136 amino acids. Lineage: Eukaryota; Fungi; Ascomycota; Dothideomycetes; Pleosporales; Didymellaceae. The transcript has a single exon. The record is from RefSeq and is a predicted model, not a curated record.
AUGGAGAGUCUUGAAUUGAAGAUGGGCGUACUAGAUCUUCUGCAGACACUCAGGAAAUAUGGUCAUAAGAUUGCGGUCAUUACAGAAGGGCCACAAGACGUGCAGGAGCGAACAGUCAAAUGUCUGGGUCUCGUACCGUACAUUGAUUAUCUGGCAACAAUCAAAGAAUUAGUGGUAGCAAAGGUCGAAGGGCUGUUCGUAAAAGUGCUAGAGCAUCUAGGACUGAGACCGAAAGAUGUGAUCAUGAUUGGUGACAGCUUGGAAAGAGAUAUCGUGCCGGCAACGCACGCAGGGAUGUACUGCGUCCACUUUACAUCUUUUGAGGCAACAUAUGAUGAACAGAUACAGAUCGAGAGAUUUGAUACACUCAAGAAGCUUGUUGAGCAUGCUCACAGCUGCUCGGUAGAUUAG